ACAAGAGGCUGAGCGUAAAUACUCCUCCAUUCAUGAUUCCACCCAACCAAUUACCCAAUAAAUAAAUAAAAAAAAGGCUUUUAUUUAUUUAUUUUGUAAUGCUAAGAAGCACAAAAACCACACAAAUCUCAAUUCCGAGUUUCUAAAUGCUUUCUCGCUCUUACAUCUGUAUUUGUUUAUUGAUUUCCAUUUCUCUUCCACGCAGUUUCUCUCCACCGCCUAUCUCUCUCCCCAAACAUCGCUCUCUCCUUUUCUCUUCUUCUUUUUUUUUUUUCUUUCUCUCCUCAAAUCUCUCCCUCCCUAAAUCUCCCGUUUCUUUCUUUCUUGUGUUUUUUAAAUUGUCCUUCCCAUUCCAGUGCUAGAAUCCUUUUGGCAAUAAAGCCAGCCAUAUAGAAUCUCGUGGUUUCCCCUUCGAUCUCUCUCUUUCUCACUCUCCCUGAAUUCUCUCUCCCGUCGUCAUUUCUCUGCAGUGAUAAAACCAACUUCUUUCCCCUCCCCCUCUCUAGCAACAACCACCCAUUAAUUUUACCUAAAGAAGAACAAAAAUGAAAAGUGCAGGCAAGCUUUGCGAGCUAUGCCAAGAAGAAGCCUUUGUUUACUGUUUGGCAGACGCUGCAUUUCUCUGUUGGCAGUGCGACGACAAGGUUCACCAAGCCAACUUUCUCGUUGCUCGUCAUCUCCGUAACAUUCUCUGUACAAACUGUAAAUCUUCUUUUUGCCAGAAACCCAUCUGGGGUCCUCCAUCCCACCUAAUGUUCCAAACCACCCAUCUUUGCAAACCUUGCUCUUCUCAUAACACCAACCUAAUGGCUUCUUCCACUCUCUCAUCCUCUUCUUCCGAUUGUCUUUCUACCAAUGAAUCUUCCUCCACAGAUUUCGAACCCAAAAGGAUACUCGUGAGAUCAAGAUCCACCAAGCCAAGCCAUUCUUCCUCCCCCUCCGUUUCCGAGGUUCCGAAUACGAAUAAUAAGUUGGAGGGUGUUUUCGCUGUUUGGUGCAAGAAGCUAGCGGUGAACCGUCAGUCCGUGGUGCCUACGGCGACGUCCGCGUUGCAAUUGUGUUUAGAGCGGUUGGCGGCGCUGCCGUUCAGGGUGAGCUUGGCAGCGGCGUUUUGGGUGGGGCUAAGGAUGAGUGGGGACAGGUCGCUGGCCUCGUGGCAGAACCUGAAGAGGCUCGAGGAGCUGUCUGGUGUGCCGGCGAAGCUGAUCGUGGCGGUGGAACCAAGGGUGGCACGUGUGAUGAGGUUGAGGAGGAGAAUCAGUCAGGACUUGGAAGAAGGAUGGGCUGAGUGUAAUGUUUGAAUGUCACGUGCGGGAAUAAAUAUCAGGGAAUUAGAUGAAUUUCGUUUUCUGUUUUCCUAGUGUUUUUUUCCUUUUUUUAGUAGGUGGGAUUAGGUGUUUCUUACUUAGAGUAAUGCUGAAUAUCUAAUAGCGAAAAUGAAAAAUUGCACAUUGAAUAUUAAUAUUAACCUUUGAUAUUGUGCCUCAGAUUAAGCUUUUUAA
Molecule: messenger RNA, 1502 nt
Organism: Theobroma cacao (cacao)
Lineage: Eukaryota; Viridiplantae; Streptophyta; Magnoliopsida; Malvales; Malvaceae
Gene: BBX32
Product: B-box 32
Molecular function (GO): zinc ion binding
Source: RefSeq, a predicted model, not a curated record